Solea senegalensis (Senegalese sole) is the source of this 4356-nucleotide messenger RNA. RefSeq names its product TEA domain family member 3 a (gene tead3a). The coding region runs from base 510 to 1649 and encodes 379 amino acids. Gene Ontology annotation, cellular component: transcription regulator complex. Gene Ontology annotation, molecular function: RNA polymerase II cis-regulatory region sequence-specific DNA binding; DNA-binding transcription factor activity, RNA polymerase II-specific. The record is from RefSeq and is a predicted model, not a curated record. Gene Ontology annotation, biological process: hippo signaling; embryonic organ development; regulation of transcription by RNA polymerase II. Lineage: Eukaryota; Metazoa; Chordata; Actinopteri; Pleuronectiformes; Soleidae. The transcript has 14 exons.
GCUCUCCUUUUCCUUUACGACGCCACGCCUCUACUUUAGCGUUUUUUUCCUCCCCUCUCUCCCUCCGCGCGUUAAUUCCACGCCAAACUCAAACAUACCUAACAUUCCGCCUUUUUUCCCCUCUAACCCCCCCACUCUGUCAAACUCCCAUCAUUUCGUUUGUUUUUUAGUUGUUUUUUAACUGAGGAACCGGGGGCCGGUUCUUCAGAGCGGGGCCAGCGUCGGGAUUGUGUCCGGCGGAGAGGAGCAGAGGAGCGGUUGUGAGGUGUGUUGUGGGCGGAGCCGUCAUCAUUGCGUCGGAGUGGAGUUGCCGUGGCAGCCCUGAUGGGGCUCAGGAGGAGGAGGAGGAGGGCGCGGAUGGAGAGGGACUUGGUGACGGGGCAGACCGCGGGCUGGACGGUGACCCCGAGGGCGUGUGGAGUCCAGACAUCGAGCAGAGCUUUCAGGAAGCUCUGGCCAUUUACCCGCCCUGCGGCAGGAGGAAGAUCAUACUGUCAGAUGAGGGCAAGAUGUACGGUCGGAAUGAGCUGAUCGCUCGCUACAUCAAGCUACGGACAGGGAAGACGCGCACACGCAAACAGGUGUCGAGUCACAUUCAGGUUCUGGCGCGUAAGAGGGUACGAGAAUACCAGGCCAGCAUCAAGGUCUCUAGUCACCUGCAGGUCUUGGCCAAGAGAAAGUCUCGUGAGGUUCAGUCUAAGCUCCAGGCCAUGAACUUGGACCAGGUGUCUAAAGACAAGGCUCUGCAGACGGUGGCCAACCUGUCGUCCGCUCAGAUCGUGUCUGCGAGUGUCAUGAAACCACAGACUCCCUUCCCGCCACCAGUCAGAUUUUGGCCCGGCCCUAUGCCAGGACAGCCUGGACAUUCUCAGGACAUUAAGCCCUUUGCACAGCUGCCUUACACCACACUCCCGGCCCCGGUCCCUGCUUCUCUCAGUUACGAGCCUCUGCCGCCUCACCGUCCCGCAGCCAUCGCCGCCCCCGUGUGGCAGGACCGAACCAUCGCCUCGGCGAAACUCCGCCUCCUGGACUUCUCUGCCUUCAUGGAGACGCAGAGAGACAGAGAGACGCAGAAGCAUCUUUUUGUGCACAUCGGUCCGUCAAACCCGAGCUACAACGACCCCGUCCUGGAGUCGAUAGACGUGAGGCAGAUCUACGACAAGUUCUCCGAGAAGAAGGGAGGACUGAAGGAGCUGUUUGAAAAAGGGCCGCACAACGCGUUCUUCCUCGUCAAGUUCUGGGCUGACCUGAGCAGUGACGUAGAGGAAGGUUCCAGUGCUUUCUAUGGUGUGAGCAGUCAGUACAGUGGGACCGAGGACAUCAGCAUCAGUGUCUCCACAAAGGUUUGCUCCUUUGGCAAACAGGUGGUGGAGAAGGUGGAGACAGAGUACGCUCACCUGGAAGGAGGGAAGUACGUGUUCCGCAUCCAUCGCUCGCCCAUGUGUGAAUACAUGAUCAACUUCAUCCACAAACUCAAACACCUGCCCGAGAAAUACAUGAUGAACAGUGUGUUAGAGAACUUCACCAUCCUGCAGGUGGUUUCCAACAGAGAAACUCAGGAGACUCUGCUCUGCAUCGCCUUCGUGUUCGAGGUGUCCACCAGUGAACACGGAGCGCAGUACCACGUGUAUCGACUCGUCAACGACUAGCGGCGAAGUUCGCAGAGACUUUUUUUUUCCACGUUAAUGUCGUAAAAACACGCCCACUCCUCUGAAACACACACACUGACAGUCCUGCUGUCGUCACACCUCUGCUUUCACAUGUUGUUUUAUAGCUACAAACAAAUACGGUCAUCCCAUAAUUUAAAAGUCCCAGAUGGUCGACAUUUACUGUACGUGUUAUUAUUUUUUAUUGUUAAAAAAAGCUGUUUUGUAUGAAAAACACUAGGAAAAUAUCGCAGAGCUCAAACCACGUAGAAAACCACAGAGCUUUUAUUCUGAAACUGUGCCUUUAAACUGAGCUGUCUGUCUUUUUGUAACGUUGUGCGAGUGACAGACUCUGCCCUCAGCCACGCCCACUAGGACCUGGAUUCAGAGUUUUUUAGCCUGUUAUUGACGGUUUGUUAAAACCACUGCCCUUCAGUUUUUAUCAGAUUCACACUAAGAAGUUUUUGCUCUCUUAUAAUCACGAUUUUUGCGUUUAUCCACGACUGACUGCCAACACCGACUCAUACACUACAUAAUCUUCCACUAGGUGGAGCUGUGACUCCAGAUUUUUUGUUUUUUUAGAAACAAAAAUGUGACAGGAAAUGACGCAAGUUGUUUUUUUUUCUUGUUUUUCUUCUUCACCGCGUCCUGGUCUCUGAUUGGCUGAAGAUGUCGCAGUCUCCGAUCAGAUUUCCAGCAGGCUGGAAAUGUUAACGAAUAAUUUCUCUCUGCGACCUGCGAAACAGGUCAGCAGCUAAUACCGAUAUGCAGCCGUUACCAUGGUUACUGAGUCUUUUUCCCUGGCUAAUUGACCACAAAUGCAUUGUACUCCAGCUAACCAAGCUAGCAUGACCAGACCUGAAUAUGAUUUCCGAAAAGUUCUGUCCAGUUUCACACUUAUGUUAUUUUUAUUGAAAAAAAAAUUGUGCUGUAUGAAUAACGACAAGAUUUACGCACCGAAACUGUAUUAGAAGAAAUUUAAGCUAGUCAGCACUUUUCGGUGCUUUCGCCUUCAACCCUCGUGAUUUUCUCUUCAUUAAUUAUCUGAACAGAUAAAUAUUUUUUUAGUCGCACCUUUGGCCAAAAAUUGGGAAAUUAUCGGGUACAACUUUGACAGUAAACAAUUUGGUAGUUGAUGUAGAAAUAUGACAUAAUUAUAAUUAUUAUAACUAUAAUAAUUUAUAGUAAACAUCUGUGGGCCCCUUUGAGAAUCAAUAUGAAACAAUUAACUGUAUUUUUGCUGUUCCACAUGUUACCCACAAGGUGGCACAUUAGAAAGUCACGACUUAUCCUAUAUGUAUUAUUUUUCUUCCCCCUGAAGUUCACAAACUCUUCCAGAUUCACUUUCACUCGAGUUUCGGUUGAAGAAUUAGCGUUAAGGCUCAUUUAUGCUCAGAUACGUUAAAUACGUAAAUGGAAUGGAAUGGCCGCAGCGCCACAAACUCUGCAUUCGCUAUGUCCUUAUUUGGUCGCGUCCUUUGAAAGUUCACAGAUACGAGUGCAAUGGACGUAAGUUGGGGCAGAACCACUGGUGGUCAUGUGGAGGGAAGCAGUGCAGCUAAUAGUGCAAGGGAAAAGACGUGAGGAAGACCUUGAAAUAUGGCAGAAAGUUACGGGAUUAUGUGAAAACUACGCAAGAAAUCAUAAAAAAAUGUGAUUUAAUCUCAAAAUAAACAGUCACGGGUGAAAUAUGACGGAAAAAAACACAAAUAACAGCGAGUUAUGGAAUUAUAUGAAAGGAUUAUCCUGACAAAAAUGAUUGCGAAUCACGCAGUUAUUGCGAUUUUCGAAAAAACUUUGUUUUUUCUUUUUGGCAAAAAACCAAACUGUAAAUAAAAACGUUAUAAAUGAAAAAUAUUGCGAUGUGGCUGUAAAGAGUCAGGCUCCCCCUUGUGGCAAAUGGAAAUAAAUCAUGGCUCGAAUCAUCGCUCCGAACAACAACUUUUGGACUCUUCUAACAUCUGUUUUGGUCUUGACUCUGUGCUGCCCUCUAGUGGAUGUAGUUCUUUACCACCACGCAUGGUGAUGGAGAAAAACCUUGCAUAAAUGAGCCUUAACUGUUCAAAAAAUCGACUGCAGUAUUUUUCUACCUCCGCGUGAGUCGAGACGAGGACGUGCGAUAGUUUGGAAAUGCGUAAAAAUCGGAGGAGCACUGAUGUAAAUGUCGUGUUGUACACUACACUUGGAAAUGGUACUGUUUUAAAAACCAAACAUCGUAAAUACACUUGUUUUUGUUUACUUUUUUUCCUUCUUGUUUUGUUUUUUACCGGUGUAGAGUGUUAAACGAUAAAUCAUUUUUUCGUUUUUUUGUUUUUGGUACCGAGUUGAUGACGUGCACUGUGGUAGCUUUAAACCUAAUAACACUAACAAACUAUCCAGCUGACACUUUUUUGUUUUCCUUUUUGUUCAAAAGAACAAACAUUUUUGUUUGCGUAAUAUCUGUAAAAUUUUUGGUACACUGUCGUAUAUUUGACGCCCUCUCCUGGCAGGUUCUUGUAUAACCACGUUGGAAGAUAACAGUGAUCUGUUUUGACUUAAGAUUCUUCUUCACUGUGCGGCCGUUUGACGAUGUUUUUACGUCGUUUUUUUGUUUUCUUUGUUUGUUGUUGUCGUGUUGGCUGUGCCUCACCACUCCUUCGGUCGACUCUGCUCAGUGAAAGAAAUCUGUGCCUUUUUAUGCUGUACCAAUAAACUCACGGUGUAAAGAAAA